This is a messenger RNA of Paramormyrops kingsleyae, 2063 nucleotides long. RefSeq names its product ras-like protein family member 12. The record is from RefSeq and is a predicted model, not a curated record. Lineage: Eukaryota; Metazoa; Chordata; Actinopteri; Osteoglossiformes; Mormyridae. Gene Ontology annotation, molecular function: GTP binding; GTPase activity.
CAAUCUUCCUCUUUUUUUAAAAAUAAAAUAAAAAGUCACGUAAACUUGACUUCACCCCUGGACUUUAGCUAGAAAUAGCUAGAAACUCCCCUGGUUAAGGGUGAAUACUAUGCAAAGCUAAAAUAAAACUGCAAUAUUUCCGAGAAUCCAACAAACACGAUAAUCAAUUAGCGCUGCGAUGCUGCUGGUCGUAGCGGUUGAUUUAAUUAAUCUUCAUUAUUAGUAAAGCGCGUAGUGUUCAGAGUAAUCCUCAUCUAAAUUGAAGUACGAUAUAACGUCAAAACACAUUUACUAAUGUGUACAUCACCGUGUUUCGUGUAUGUUAACUUCUAUCCAAGUAUAGUGUAGUUACUUUACUGAAAAUGAUUAAUCUCUCUGUCUACCAUCAAUUUCCAAACUGCUUAAAUUAACGAGCUGUGGUCCGAAAACUACAGUAAUGCUGUGCCUACAGUCACGACAAAUACAAAUAUUGUAAUCCAACAUGAGUUAUGGGAUCAAACCGAUAGUAUUUCUUAUUACGCAUGCUGCAAUAUAAACUGUUGCUUUUUAGUGUAUCCCGUCAAUAUUCAUAAAUCCCUCUAAAAAAAGACCUCCCAUGAGAGGAGAGGGAAGGUCGUCUCCCUGCAUGCAUAUUUCGGAAAAAAACGACGAGUUUAUCACAAGGAACUUGGCAUUCAAUCAGAUACGCAUCCGGCACCAUUAACAGCAAAUCAGCCCUUUAAAUACGUCCGUCUCCUCUCAAAGGGCGCAAAGUCCUCGCAGAAAUUUCGGAAUCACAUCAGGACAUUUCUUAAAUUAAUAUAAUUACGGAUUAAUGUAACGGGAAAUGCAGUUGUCGUUUGAGGGAAUUUAAUUGAAUAGCCCAAUUCGAAUUUGACACUACCAAAAAGGUUUUAUUUAUUUGCAUUUUCGAAUGAGCGGUUCGAAGUGAGAAGGAUGUCUUCGAUGUUUGGGAAAACUAGGACCUCCGCUAUGCCGGACCGAGCUGAGUGCAAUGUUGCUGUGUUAGGAAUACGGGGUUCGGGCAAAUCAGCUCUGACCGUGAAGUUUCUAACGAGGCGAUUCAUCAGUGAAUAUGACCCUAACAUGGAGGAUAUAUAUAGUUCGGAAGAGAUUGUGGACCAACAGCCAGUUCUUGUAAAGGUUAUGGACACUGCUGACCAGGACGGACCGGUGAACUGUGAGCGAUACCUGACCUGGGCCGGCGCCUUCCUGGUGGUCUACAGCAUCGAUGACCGCCGCACCUUUGAGGGCUGCCAGCGGUACCUAGACGUUGUGGCGGCGCACGCCAAGUCGCUGCAGGUGGAUCUGCCCGUCCUCCUGCUUGGGAACAAGCUGGACAUGGAGCGAUACCGGCAGGUCAGCGAGUCCGACGGCUGCGCCCUGGCCUCCCACUACAGCUGCCUGUUCUUCGAAGUAUCCGCCUGCCAGGACUUCAUUUCGGUGCAGCGAGUGUUUCACGAGGCCGUGCGAGAGGCGCGGCGGGACGCUGAAAGGGGUCGGCCCACAAGCCCCCUCUUUAUCAGCGAGGACAGGCCCUCCGCCAGCCUGGCCACCACCCUGCCGCUGGGACCCGGCCUCGGAGAGCUGCCGACACCCGCCGGUGCCAGGGUCGUCCCUGUCAAGUCGUCACGGGCACAGAGCAAACGCCGGGCACCCACCCUUACUCUGCUGAAAGGCUUCAGGAUCUUCUGAGCUGGGGAGGGGGGUAAAGCUGAUGAGAACCAUGGAUGACAUUUACCUUUGAGGAACAGGACAUACGCGCCAAAGAAUCAGCGAAUAAAAAACUGAGAUUUAAAAAAAAAAGACUACUGGAAUGAACAGAGACACACCACCCAAAGUGUUUCACUGUAGUUUGCUCCAGCUUUGCGGACUGAUGCGCAGUUAGCGACGCCCCAAAAGACCAGCUCUUGAGUACCCUCUAGUGGUCCAGGACAAUAAGUACAGGAAGAGCAAAGAUCGUACUGUUUGAAACCCUGUUACAGUUUAAUCCAUUUAAAAGCCUGUGGUUCCAGUUCAGCCAGUGGUCAGUGCUACAUAUACAGCGCUCACCCUGGUGGAUG